UUUUUCUUUUCUUUCAUUCCCAUUCCUUUUGUUUGUCUUAUUCACUAUUCCAUCACAACACUCCACUGCAACUGAUACUUUGACACAAUCCCAACCAAUCUCAGCCGGACAAACUCUCACCUCCUCUAGCCAAAUCUUUGAGUAAGGUUUCUUCAUUCCAAGCAAUUCCAGUAAGCAAUAUGUUGGGAUUUGGCACAAGAACAUACCAAUACAUGAUCGAAAAGUCGUAUGGGUGGCAAACAGAGAGAAUCCACUUACAGUUACAGCAACAGACUCUGCCUCUUCAAGUCUAACAAUUGGUAAAGAUGGAAAUCUGAGCCUACUUGAUGGCAUGAACAACACUGUCUGGUUGACAAAUGUUUCUGUCCAUUCUAACCACUCAAUUGCAAUGCUUUUAGACAAGGGAGACCUUACUCUUAAAGAUAGUGUGUCGGGAUUGAUCUUGUGAGAGAGUUUUAACUAUCCUUAUGACACUUUUUUACCGGGAAUGAUGCUAGGAAUGAACACCAAAACAUGAGAGGAACGCUUCAUGUCUUCCUGGCUGACCAAAGAUGACCCAUCUCCUGGAAAGUUUGUUUGCGGGUUUUCAAUGGACACACCACCGCAGGUUUUCAUUUGGAAUGGUUCCAAACCAUACUGGAGAAGCGGUCCAUGGGACGAAUCGAAGUUUAUAGGGGUACUGGACAUUGAGAAUGCCUACGGCGAUGGAUUUAACCUCAAACACGAUAAUCAGCAGGGAAGUGUGUAUAUGGCAUGGCAUGUUUACAACACCUCUUAUGCCCACUUUAUGUUCAUAACACUAGAUGGAACUUUGAAGAGAAUGUUUAUGGAUGAACAAGUCAAGAACCCGUAUGUUUCUUGGAUGGUUCCGGUCAAUAGAUGUGAUAUUUAUGGGGUUUGUGGACCUUUUGGGGUUUGCAAUAAGAAUAAGUCUCCAAAUUGUGAGUGCUUGAAAGGGUUUGUACCAAACUCAAUUGAGGAUUGGAAGAAAGGAAAUUGGGCAGGUGGUUGUGUGUGGAAAAGUGAUUUGCUAUGCCAAAAGAACACUAGCAACUUAGCAUCAUCAGGAAAGGCUCAAAAUGAUGGAUUUUGGAAGUUGAGAAGUAUGAAGCUGCCGGAUCAUUUUGAAUAUUUGUACACCGAGGAUUCCUCAGGUUGCCAACAAUGGUGCUUGAGUAACUGUUCUUGUGUGGCAUAUGCAUAUGUGACUGGAAUUGAUUGUGUGGUUUGGACUGGAGGGCUUAUUGAUGUUCAGCAGUUUUCACUUGCGGGGAAGACCUCUACCUUCGCCUUUCGUAUUCAAAGCUGGGUGGAGAGCAAAUCAAAAAGGUAA
Messenger RNA from Camellia sinensis, 1333 nucleotides. The record is from RefSeq and is a predicted model, not a curated record. Lineage: Eukaryota; Viridiplantae; Streptophyta; Magnoliopsida; Ericales; Theaceae.